This is a messenger RNA of Lineus longissimus, 2013 nucleotides long. Its product is annotated as piggyBac transposable element-derived protein 4-like. Bases 1 to 2013 code for a protein of 670 amino acids. Lineage: Eukaryota; Metazoa; Nemertea; Pilidiophora; Heteronemertea; Lineidae. The record is from RefSeq and is a predicted model, not a curated record. The transcript has a single exon.
AUGGCUGCCAGGAGUAAUAGAAGGAUGACAGUAGACGAUGUUGUGGCUGAUCUUGUGGCCCAGUCUGACUCUGAAAAUGAGUAUUUGGACGAUGAUUUGAGUGGCAGUGAUGAUUCUAUGCCCGGUGUACAUAAUGUACAGGAUGCUACAGGGGGUCCCAAUGAUGCUGCAUCCUCUGAUGAUGAUGAUGGGGCUUAUGUCCCCCCACCAGUUGAUGAUGUUACUAGUGAAAGGGAAAGUUCUAGUGACCCAAACAGUGCCUUAUCUGAUUCUGAUGAUGCUAUGCAACAGGCAGCUGCCCCCCAAAGAGGGAGAGGUAGAGGCAGAGGCAGGGGCAGAGCCAGAGGUAGGGGGCGUGGUCGAGGCCAAGGCAAUGCUCCGCCACCUCAACCAGGGGCCAAUGCAGUCAGAAAUGACCCAAGGAUCCGUGAUCUACAGUGGCGUGACCAUGAUGGAAUAGUCCCGCUAUGGUGCCCUCAGUAUACCAGAGAACAUGGAGCUACUGGACAGUUGCAGGGAAAGACUCCUUAUGAUUUUUUCUCUCUGUUCUUUCCGGAAGAGGCCAUUGAUCUGAUUGUUACAGAGACAAAUCGAUAUGCACUGCAUUUUUUUGAUACUCCAGUUGAUUUUCCUACUUGCUCCCGCUUCCAUGAUUGGGAAGAUGUAACUGCUGCAGAUGUGAAGAUCUUUUUAGCAAUACAAAUAGGGAUGGGGCUCUGCUCAAAACCAAAUCUGGAAGAUUACUGGAGUGAUUUCUGGCUGACUUGUACGAGUGGGUUCACUGAAUACAUGCCACGCAACAGAUACGAACUUAUAUCUAGUUUCCUGCACUUCAGUGACAACUCGUUGCAGCCAGACAGAGAUACUCCAGGGUAUGAUCCAUUGUAUAAGCUUCGCCCACUGCUUGAUAUUACUGGUCCAACAUAUCAGCAGCACUACAUUCCAGAACGAGAAUUGUCAAUUGAUGAAAGUAUGGUGAAAUUCAAAGGACGACUAUCUUUCAAGCAGUAUAUGCCCAACAAACCCAUAAAGUGGGGAGUGAAAGUGUGGGCUUUGUGUGAAAGCACCAGUGGUUACUGCUUGGGUUGGUAUCCCUACACAGGUAAACAAAACGUGACAGGACUAGGACUUGGGUACGAUGUUAUCGACGCCCUCACACAGAACUUUCAUGCAUAUGGACAUCAUUUGUUUUAUGACAAUUUUUAUUCCUCACCUUUUCUCAGUUUGCAAAUGAUGGAUCAUGAUAUUGCAACAUGUGGUACCAUCAGACCUGACCGCAUUGGAUAUCCAAGAAACUUUACUGACAUUCGCCUGGCUCGUGGUGCAGCCCCUCUGUUCAAGAAGUCAGGGAACCUCAUGGCAUGCACUUGGCAGGAUAAUAAGCGUGUGAAUGUGUUGUCAACAAUCCAUGGCAUUGGAGUGAAUGUCAAUCAGGUCAGGGACAGGAAAGAUGCUACAGGCUUCAGACAAGUACAUAAACCAGUUUGUAUUUCUGAGUACAAUAAGUAUAUGGGGGGCGUUGACCUGAUGGAUCAGCUGCUUCAGUACUAUGAGUUCCCUCAUUGGAGCCACAAGUGGUAUACACCCAUCUACCACCGUAUUCGUGAAGUUGCAGUUGUAAAUGGCUUCAUUCUUUACAAGAAAGUCAAUCCUCAGGGCAAGAUGUCACAUUUGAAGUUCAGACAAGGGGUUAUUGAUGGAUUGGUACAAGGUUUGGCUUCAACCCGCAAGCGCCGUGGCCGUCAAAGUCUUGCAGCUGACAGGGAUCUCCGCCUAACGGAGAGACAUUUUGGCUGGACCCCUACCAAGAACUACAAGCCAGACUGCUCUGUCUGUUGUGAUAGAAAGAUAAAGAGGGUGCAAACUUCAGAUGGUUGCAAAAACUGCAACAAGCCUAUGUGUUGGCCAGAAUGCUUUGAGGUCUAUCACACGGUGCAGGACUAUCGACGCGUUGGUAGGACCAUUUCUCAAAGGAAAUAUGACGCCCGGGAUGCUGCAAGGAACCAGCAGUAA